AUGGCUACCGAGUUGACCGUCCAGUCCGAGAGGGCUUUCCAGAAGCAGAAGGGUAUCUUCCUUAACCAGAAGGUCAAGGCGAAGUCUGCUCGCCCCGGCAAGAGCGGCCGCAGAUGGUACAAGGACGUUGGCCUGGGUUUCCGCACCCCUAUCACUGCCAUUGAGGGCUCCUACAUCGGAUCGUCUCCAGACAAGAAGUGCCCCUUCACCGGCCAGGUCUCUAUCCGCGGCCGUAUCCUCACCGGCACUGUCGUUUCCACCAAGAUGCACCGCACCCUCAUCAUCCGCAGAGAAUACCUCCACUACAUUCCCAAGUACGCCCGUUACGAGAAGCGCCACAAGAACCUCGCCGCCCACGUCUCCCCCGCUUUCCGUGUUGAGGAGGGUGACCAGGUCACCGUUGGCCAGUGCAGACCUCUGAGCAAGACUGUCCGCUUCAACGUCCUGCGCGUCCUUCCCCGCACCGGCAAGGCUGUCAAGAAGUUCAGCAAGUUCUAA
This is a messenger RNA of Colletotrichum higginsianum IMI 349063, 498 nucleotides long. RefSeq names its product 40S ribosomal protein S11. The coding region runs from base 1 to 498 and encodes 165 amino acids. Gene Ontology annotation, biological process: translation. NCBI's taxonomy places the organism in Eukaryota, Fungi, Ascomycota, Sordariomycetes, Glomerellales, Glomerellaceae. Gene Ontology annotation, cellular component: ribosome; cytosolic small ribosomal subunit. The record is from RefSeq and is a predicted model, not a curated record. Gene Ontology annotation, molecular function: structural constituent of ribosome. The transcript is spliced from 3 exons.